Messenger RNA from Candidula unifasciata, 615 nucleotides. Lineage: Eukaryota; Metazoa; Mollusca; Gastropoda; Stylommatophora; Geomitridae. The record is from the annotation of a GenBank genome assembly.
AUGUCGAACGUAUCAAAUGUGGAAAAUCUGUCACCGCAGAUAAUUCGACAAGUUACAAAAGAAAUUAGUAGUUUAUGUCGAAAUCCACCGGAAGGAAUCAAAGUUUUUAUGAACGAGGAAGAUGUUACAGACAUACAGGCAACAAUUGAAGGGCCAGCUGGCACACCAUAUGCUGGCGGGACUUUCCGUAUGAAACUUGUCCUCGGCAACAACUUUCCCUCAGAACCACCCAAAGCUUUCUUUCUCACCAAAAUAUUUCAUCCCAAUGUGUCUGGCAAUGGAGAGAUCUGCGUCAACACAUUAAAAAAAGACUGGAAGCCAGAGCUGGGCAUCAAACAUAUUUUAUUGACAGUCAAGUGUUUGCUGAUUGUUCCUAACCCUGAGUCAGCCCUGAAUGCUGAAGCUGGAAAGUUGUUGUUGGAGCAAUAUGAAGACUACUCCCUCCGAGCUAAAAUGUUUACAGAAAUUCACGCCAAGCCUCUAAGAGUCUCAGAGGAAAACUGCUCUACAGAAGAUAAAACAGCAGACGGUCCUCUUGCAAAAAAACACGCAGGAGAUAAAAAGCUUUUGGAGAAAAAGAAACGUGAUAAAAAGAAGACAUUAAAACGCUUGUGA